This is a messenger RNA of Cyclopterus lumpus (lumpfish), 4992 nucleotides long. RefSeq names its product nuclear receptor binding SET domain protein 2 (gene nsd2). NCBI's taxonomy places the organism in Eukaryota, Metazoa, Chordata, Actinopteri, Perciformes, Cyclopteridae. Gene Ontology annotation, molecular function: histone H3K36 methyltransferase activity; protein binding. The record is from RefSeq and is a predicted model, not a curated record. Gene Ontology annotation, biological process: regulation of DNA-templated transcription. Gene Ontology annotation, cellular component: nucleus; chromatin. Bases 174 to 4319 code for a protein of 1381 amino acids. The transcript has 22 exons.
UCGGAAGUGAGUAUUUUUCGCGCUGGUCGGCAGCAGAGUUUGAGUUUCCCGCAAGCUUUUGAUUCGGUUUGAAUUAAAUCCUUCGCUUUUGCAGGAUGAAUACGGACAUAUUUCCGCUUUGACGACCGAGAGGAGACCCAACAGCUCAGUGACCCUGGAGGGGGUUAAAUGGGAUGGACAGCAAAGGUAGCUCCCUGCCUUCGAUGCCCGAACCAGCCAACCCGAUCAGCAUGAAGCAGCCACCGGAGUCCCCCAGCGUACGGAAAGGUGGGGGGGACAUGAGCAGUGACCCUGCUCUACUAAUAAUGGACAAAGCUGCUGCCCAGCUGGCCGCCACACUACAAGACGGUGUUCUGCAGAAGAUGGCUGGCCACAGUCAUAACAACCAAAGCCUCGAGAGGCUCAAAGACCUCACCUCCCUUGUGCUGAAUGGGGACCAAGACGUGCUGCCUAAGCUCUGUGCUCCAGAGCCACCCAUGUUUAAGGGCACUGAAGCCCUAGCUACGAACGGCACCCAUCAGCACAAUUGCACUCAUGCCGAACAUGAACUGAAAGCGAUGUUACCCCAGGUUGUCAAGCAGCCGUUGUUUGAGCCAUCCUGUGCCAAUGGGACCAGUUUGUCCACGGCCACCGAAGAUAAGAUGUCUGCACCAGAGAAGAGGCAGGACCCGAAGAAAAGAAGGGGGGGGCCUCACAAACCGAACCUCGGUUCGUCUGCCCUUCUUGUGGAACCACUUGACCACACCAAUGCUGUAGCUGAAACUGGAGCAGCUGAUGAGCCUGUUCUCAUCCCACAGUUUACAGAAGAUAAUACAGAAGGGUCCCCUGUGCUGAUCAGUUUUUAUGUUGGUGAUUUGGUUUGGACCAAGGUGUCAGGAUACCCUUGGUGGCCUUGCAUGGUGACCACAGACCCCGAAUUUAACAAUCACAUCAAACCGAAACAGACGACCAUCAACAGCAGGUUGGGCCCCCUUUACCAUGUGCAGUAUUUUGGAGACGCCCCAGAGAGAGGCUACAUCUUUGAGAAGAACAUGGUGUCCUUCACCGGAGAGGAUCAAUACCAAGAGCUUAGCCAGGGCAACAAACAGCUAGCCUCUCGUGUCAUCCACAAAAGGGCGGCUCCCUCUGUGCCCCGUAAACUCCAAGCUCAGUGGAACAUGGGUGUCAUUCAGGCCAAGGAGGCCUUCAGCAUGUCAAUGGAUGAGCGCAUGGUAAACUUCGCUUUUCUGUAUGAUGAUGACGGGCCUCAUCUGAACCCCUGCAUCCUGGAGAAGUUGAGUCCAAAACGGAGCACUGAGAUGGACCAGGAAACAGAGUCUAGACUCAGCCCAGAUCUUCCCUCACUGCCGGUGGACCCCGCCGACGACCCAACAGCUGCCUUUCAGUCCCAAGACAGCACUUCAACAGGGAAAAAGACACAAGCACCCAGGACAAAACUCGGCUCAGGAGAAUAUCGGCGAAAGGGCAAAGGCAAUCUAACUAAUUUGCCUUCGAAAAAGCAAGUGAAAGUCACAGUUUCUUCCAAAGAAAUGCUUCAUCCGCAGACAGCCGCACAGGAUCCCACCACUUCUGUACCAGAUCUACAAGCUGAAACAGUCAUACCUCAGAGGAAAAAGAGGACACCCAGACAGGCUCCGUCUCCCACAAAGACAGUUAGAAGAAAAUCUGCAACGGACCCCGUGAAGAAAAGAAAAUCAAAGCUGGUUUCUUCGACAGACAAUAUGACAGAACCAGUCUCACUUCCAGUUUCAGUUCCAGUCAAGAGGCAGCGGAGGAAGACGUCUAAAGGGUCGCCAACCGAUGCUACGACAGCCGAGGUUCAGCAGCCUAAAAGGAAACGGAAAACAAGCAAAGAUGCAGAAAAACAGGACUCGACUUCAGAAGGAGCAGACAAAAAGCAGAGAAGGAGGAAGAAAACUGACAAAGACUUAACAAAAACCAAGAAGAGACUGACUAAGGCUAAAGCUCUCAUCACUGAAGACGAAGACGAAGACGCAGAGAAACCAAAGCGUAGGAGGAAAAGGAAGCAGGAUGGAGAGAAAGAGACUACACCCUCCAAGGCAAAGAGAAGGCGGGUCACCCCGUGUCCUGAUCCCGAGGGUUCUGGAAGUGAAGGACGUCCUGAUUCUCCGAGUGACAGCUUAGACGGGACAAAAAAAGGCGAACGGAAGAAAGAGUUUGUCUGCCAGACGUGUGAGCAGGCUGGUGAGGACUUGGUGCCCUGUGAAGGCCAAUGCUGUGGGAUGUUUCACCUCCACUGUCUGGGUCUGUCAUUGAAACCUGACGAGAAGCUGCUGUGUCAGGAGUGCAGCACAGGAAUUCACUCGUGUUUCACCUGCAAGCAGCCGGACGGCUCUGUGCGGCGCUGCCACGUCCCACACUGUGGAAAGUUUUACCAUGAGGCGUGUAUCCGACUCAAUCCCCUCACUGUGUUCGACAACAAGGGCUUCCGCUGCCCGCUUCACGCCUGCCUGAGCUGCCACUACGGCUGCCGCACCAAGCAGAAGUCCACCAAAGGGAGGUUGAUGCGUUGCCUGCGCUGCCCCCUCGCAUAUCACGUUGGUGACCUGUGUGUGGCUGCGGGCAGCCAGAUGAUCACCAACACCGCCAUCAUCUGCACCAACCACUUCAACGCCAAGAAGGGCUACAGCCACCACAGUCACGUCAACGUCAGCUGGUGCUUUGUCUGCUCUAAAGGAGGGCAGCUGCUGUGCUGCGAGUCCUGUCCUGCUGCCUUUCACCCCGACUGCUUGAACAUCGCAAUGCCUGAUGGGAGCUGGUUCUGCAACGACUGCCGGGCUGGAAAGAAACCCAAAUACAAAGACAUCAUAUGGGUAAAGCUGGGAACAUACAGAUGGUGGCCUGCAGAGAUCCACCACCCCAGAAACAUCCCCACCAACAUCCAGCACCUUCGCCAUGAGAUCGGAGAGUUCCCGGUCUUCUUCUUUGGCUCCAAGGACUACUUCUGGACUCACCAGGGCCGAGUGUUUCCAUACAUGGAGGGAGACCGGGGCAGCAAGCACCAGAGGACCGGCAUUGGCAAAGUCUUCAAGAACGCUCUGCUGGAGGCCGAAGCUCGAUUCAAGGAGAUCAAAAUCAAACGAGAGGCCAAGGAAGCACAAGAGAACAGCCGAAAGCCUCCCCCAUACAAGUUUAUCAAGGUGAACAAACCCUUCGGUAGAGUUCAGGUCUACACCGCGGAUGUUUCCGAGAUCCCCAAGUGUAACUGUAAGCCGGCAGACGAGAGGCCGUGCGGGUUCGAGUCCGAGUGUCUGAACCGCAUGCUGCAGUACGAGUGCCACCCUCAGGUGUGUCCCAGUGGGGAGCGCUGCUGUAACCAGGACUUCACCAAGCGCCUCUACCCGGAGACCAAGAUCAUCAAGACGCCCGGCAAAGGCUGGGGCCUGAUCUCUCUCCGGGACAUCAAGAAGGGUGAGUUUGUGAACGAGUACAUCGGAGAGCUGAUCGACGAGGAGGAGUGCAGGGCGAGGAUCAAGUACGCCCACGAGAACAACAUCACUGACUUUUACAUGCUCACCAUCGACAAGGACCGGAUCAUUGACGCCGGUCCAAAGGGGAACUACUCUCGCUUCAUGAACCACAGCUGUCAGCCCAACUGUGAGACGCAGAAGUGGACGGUGAACGGCGACACGCGGGUCGGGUUGUUCGCCGUCUGUGACAUCCCAGAGGGCACGGAGCUGACUUUUAAUUACAACCUCGACUGCCUUGGGAAUGAGAAGACCGUCUGUCGCUGCGGUGCUCCCAACUGCAGCGGUUUUCUUGGUGAUCGACCCAAGAACUCGAACGGCCCGACGACCGAGCCGAAAGCCAAGCGGUUGAAGAGAAAGUAUAAAAGGAGGAAAACCGAGGGGAAGAAGAAGUCGGAUGACGACUGUUUCCGCUGCGGAGACGGAGGGCAGCUGGUGCUCUGUGGCAAAAAGACCUGCACCAAAACAUAUCACCUGUCCUGCCUGAACCUCACCAAGAGACCCUUCGGCCGCUGGGACUGCCCCUGGCACCACUGUGACGUCUGCGGGAAAAACUCUGAGGCCUUCUGCCAGCUCUGCCCCAACUCCUUCUGCAAGGCUCACCAGGAGGGGGCGCUGCGCUCCUGGCCCCCUACGGGACAGCUGUGCUGCCAGGAGCACGAGGAGCUGGAGGGACCGAACCACCAGGAUCAGGGCGUCAACGCUCAGGCGAAUGUGACCGCGAAGACUCCUCCCCCCGUCGUCGGCAGCCGUCCACUUAAAGGCUCCAGGAAGGCGGACGUAGUCGAGGUGAAAACAAAACGCUCCAAGAGGAAAGCGGCAGAGGCCUAAAAGUAACCUUUAAUCCUCGGAAAUCCAAAAGACCAAACUAGACUAUUUGACGCCUGCUUCCACGUUCAUAACCCCCCCCCCCCCCCCCCCCCCCCACCCACACGUAAUAAUGUCACGCAAGAUCAUAACAAUCUUCACCAUCAGGGAAAGCCGCUUAUCGCAUGCUUGGCAGUGGCCUCCAGCUCGCCGCUCAAACCAUCUUUUAUCUUUUAAACAUCUUCUCUUUUGUCUGUUGUCUUGUCUGCGCUGAGGCGACCCUCCUGAGGCGAAGCACAAAGCGGCAGCAGAGCGAAGGUCAGGAAACUUCGGCUUCGGCAUUUCUACUCAUUCUUCCACCGAACAAACGGCCCAUUUCAAUUUACUUUUUUUUGUUUUACGGAUUUCUAGAUUAACAAAAGUAACAAGUUGAUAUCUGUAGAAAAGAAGCUGAACCAGCUUGAAAUAAAACUGAGCAGCAGUAGCGUUACGUCGACUAACUUGAAUCUCUGUCGCCUCGUCACUCAACAAACGAUCUUUAGACAGCAGAGUUUUAUAGCUAUAUCUAUAUAUGUGUAUAUCAAAAAACAUCAUAAUAUUACUGGAAUAGUGCGAGACAUCAAACAGGUUGCCAAAUGUUUAUUUAUAUAUAUAUAUAUACACAUACAUAUAUAUACAUACAUACAUACAUACAUAU